AUGGCACCUGCUGGCGGGGGUGUUGUGCUGGCAGCUCUGUCGCUGCUGUACUUAUGCGGAGCUAUUUUAUCCAGCGACUAUUUCUCCACUUUGACUUUCUUCAACAGCGACCUUUAUAAACACGGCUGCAGUUCUCCGGCCGAGUGGGAGGAGUAUGCGGCGGACUGCGAGUCAUCUAUACUGCAGCUGGAGGAUCCAGACUGUGAGGAGGGGAGCAGCCCACCCUGCGAGUCCAUCUUUUCACUCAACGCAGAGAAAAUCCUUAAUCAGGCCAAGUUGUUGGUCGAACAGCGUCGGUUUCCGUUCCCUGUGGAAAAUCAAAAUACCAAUGAAGAACUCGCUAUUGGAUACGUCCUCAUUAGAAAUGGACUUUAUGAUGAGGCUGUCAAACACUUUUCUUUACUGCUACAGGGAGAUCCUGAACUGGUCAGUGCCAUCUAUGGGCGGGGAAUAGCAUAUGGCAAAAAAAGUCUACAGGACAUUAAGAACGCAGACCUGGCUCUGUACGAGCUGAGCAGAGUGAUCUCACUGGAGCCCAACAGACCGGAGGUGUACGAGCAGAGAGCCGAGAUUCUGUCUCCAUUGGGUCGCAUUAGUGAAGCUCUUUCUGACCUGACCAAAGCCAUUCAGCUUCAGCCUUCAGCUCGACUCUACAGACACAGAGGAACAUUGCUCUUCAUAUCAGAGGAUUAUAUAGCAGCCAUGGAGGAUUUCCAGCAGUCUCUAGAGCUGAAGAAGAACCAGCCCAUUGCCAUGCUUUAUAAAGGACUGACCUUCUUCCACAGGGGCCUUCUGAAGGAGGCUAUCGAAGUGUUCAAAGAAGCUUUGAAGUUGAAGUCAGACUUUAUCGAUGCAUAUAAAAGCUUGGGCCAGGCUUACAGAGAGUUGGGCGAUUUCGAGAACGCCAUGGACAGCUUUCAGAAGGCUCUGUUACUGGAUCAAAACCACAUUCAGUCUUUGCAGCUCAGAGGAAUGAUGCUCUAUCAUCACGGAAGUCUGCAGGAAGCCAUCGGCAACUUCAAGAGAUGCCUUCAGCUGGAGCCCUACAAUGAAGUGUGUCAGUACAUGAAGGGUCUCAGUCACGUGGCAAUGGGGCAGUUCUAUGAGGGCAUUAAAGCUCAGACUAAAGUCAUGCUUAAUGACCCUCUCCUGGGACAGAAAGCCAGCACGGAGUAUCUCAAAGUCAAAUAUCUCCGAGAGUACUCUCGGUAUUUGCACUCUCAUCUGGAUGCACCUGUGGCGGAGUAUAAUGUUGAUCAGGAUUUGCCAGGAAACUUUAAAAACCACUGGUCCAAAAAUCUACCAUUCCUUAUAGAAGAUUAUGAAGAACAGCCUGGACUUCAGCCUCAUAUAAAAGAUGUUCUACCGCAGAUCUUCGAGAGUUAUUCUGCUGAUGUUCAGAAGCUCAUCUGUACAGCGGAUCAUCUCGGUGCACUGAUGCAGUACGACACAUUGGGAUUCUUACCAAACCUCAGAAUACACAGAGCAAUGGGUUUGGCAACUAUAGAAGUGAUGCAGGCCAUGCAGCGCACUUGGAGUAACUCAAAGGUUCGAGUGAACGGAAAGACUAGACAGCUGCAGUGGAGCGACAUGUUUGACAUCGCAGUGAAAUGGAGAAGGAUUGCAGAUCCGGACCAGCCCGUGUUGUGGUUGGAUCAGAUGCCUGCUAGAACUCUCAGCAGAGGAUUUAACCAUCACAUCAACCUCAUCAGAGGGCAGAUCAUUAAUAUCAGAUAUAUGGAAUAUUUUAGUAGCAUUCUCAGCUUUGUAAAGGACAGAAUACUGGUAUAUCACGGGGCAUAUAACCCGCGAGGGCUUCAGGAAGUCGAGCAAGCUCUGGAGAAUGUGAAUAAAGUGGAGGAUCUGCUGCCCAUCAUGAAGCAGUUCAACAGUAAAACCAGAGACGGAUUCACAGUCAACUCUAAAGUACACAGUAUGAAGGAUCCGAACAAAGAGUAUGACGGUUUUACCAUCACCAUCACUGGAGAUCGAGUGGGGAACAUGCUGUUUUCAGUAGAGACCCAGACAACAGAUGAACGGACGCAGCAGUAUCAGUCAGAGAUCGAAGCGCUUUAUAAAGAUCUCACUGCUAAAGGCAAAGCUCUCAUGCUCUCCACUGAACUUGGGGAUGCUGAUGCGGUGUGUAAUUUAAUACUCUCUCUGGUGUAUUACUUUUGUAACCUCAUGCCUCUGUCUCGAGGCUCCAGCGUUGUGGCGUACUCUGUAGUGAUGGGAGCGCUGAUGGCCAGUGGAAAAGAAGUGUUGGGCAGAAUCCCAUCUGGGAAGCUCUUUGAUUUCGAGGCCAUGACCACAGCCAGUCCUGAUCGCUUCAGCAAGACGGUCAAGAACUGGAUGAACUUAAAGAGCUUACCUACAUGGUACCACAACCUUCCAUCAGUUUCUGAGACGUUCCAGUUCACACGGACCAUGAUUGAAGUUCUGAACACAGACUCGGCUUCACACUGUCCCAAGAAAUCCUAAUUGCCAUCAAAAACAGGGGCCAUUUCUACACAGGACAUCUUUGCUUAUAGUCCUGUCUUUUACAUGGUUUGAGUUUUUACAUAUUGCAUUUCAAUCCGAAUUUUACCUUUAUUUAUUUGUACAAAAACAUUGAGAAGAGUGUCAAGUCAAAUUUUACAUUAAUCAAUGUUAUGUUGGCAUUAAGAUUUGGCAUACUUUUGUUUCGUCUGAACCGUGUUGAGAAUAAAACGGCAGGUUAUGUAGCACAUUUAAUUGAAGAUGUUUUACAUUCUUACAUGUUUUGAGGCACUCAGGUUUUUGGUUUUAGAAUGAAUUGGGACUUGCAGAGAUGUCCUUUGUAGAGUUUAUUAAGCAAUAUACUUCAGCUCUGAGUUUUGUUCUGAAUACUUGAACACAGUUGGGAAAGAUGUUUUUGUUGUUUGAAUGACACGUUUGUUUUUGAUGUAAUGGCUGAGCUAAAUAACAAGGAGAUCCUGAAGAGGUUUAUUUGAUUUGAACAAACACUGGAAACAGCCACACAUCAGUCAUUUAUUUGACAUCUCCCUUUCUGACUGAAAACAAAUCUUUAAAGACUUUGGAACUUUUAUUUUAGAAUCUUAAGGGACCGUUUUAAAUAGAUGUUUUGUUUUCUUAUUCAUCAUAGUUUGCGCUUUAUGGUCAAGACUUCUUUGUUUACCUGUGAAGAUGGUGAUUUGUCUUUUGUUUGGUAAGAGGAAAUAAAAGCAGUUCUUUAAUGCACAAAAACUUGAAAACUGAAACUCUGUGAGUUUGAUGGGAGUCACAGUCAAUAAAAUCAGUUAAAUGCAAA
Triplophysa dalaica is the source of this 3289-nucleotide messenger RNA. RefSeq names its product tetratricopeptide repeat domain 13 (gene ttc13). The coding region runs from base 1 to 2481 and encodes 826 amino acids. Gene Ontology annotation, molecular function: protein binding. The transcript is spliced from 23 exons. Lineage: Eukaryota; Metazoa; Chordata; Actinopteri; Cypriniformes; Nemacheilidae. The record is from RefSeq and is a predicted model, not a curated record.